AUGACAACCCUUCAAAUCAAAGGCGAAGUGAUUGUCCCAGAUCGCUCUACCCCACCAUCUCAGUCGGUCUCAAGAUGGUCUGAUAAGGGAAUCAUUGCACACCCUGCCCUUGUCGUUGUCCCUGAAUCAGAAGAAGACAUCAAAGCUGCCAUAAAUUAUGCUCAAAGUACCGGACUGCAAGUACUACCCGCUGGUGGUGGCCAUGGCUCGUUUGUACCAAUUGGUUCCAAGACUCUAUAUAUGAACAUGAAGCAAUUCAACCAGGUAUCUGUCAAUAGCACAGCUCAUACUAUCACAGUAGCUGGUGGCGUUUUAACGGGACAGGUGAUCAAAGCCGUCACUGAGAAGGGCUUCUAUACAACAUGGACCAAUAGUAACGCAGUGGGCUUUAUCGGUGGCAUUCUGGGCGGAGGCAACCCGACCUUGGCGGGGAUACACGGAAUGCAGAUUGACCAGGUCCUGUCCGUUCGCUUGGUUACAGGCGAAGGCAAAGCUUUGGAAGUUAGCCCAUCUUCCAUGGGCGACGAACUCGCUUUGUUCAAUGCUAUUUGUGGGGCAGGGCAUGGCUUUGGUGUCAUCACAUCUUUGACUUUGAAAAUAUUCCCUAUCAGCAAUCUGCACCUUGCGGAAGAGGGCGUCUGGGUUCGCAGACUCAUCUUCCCACCGCCAGCACUCGAGACCGCAGCCACAGUCUUUGAGAAAUUGCAGCCCCUGUCCCCAGAGAGCACGGCUGCACUCGUAUUCGCCAGAGCACCACCAACUGCUCCCAAGCCAGGUGCUCCCAUGGUUAUUCUAACUGUUACGUACUACGGCCCAGCUACCGAUGCCGAGUCUGCUUUUCCAAUCUUGUUCGACAAAGCAGUGACCUCCAAGACCAUCGUCGCCGUAACAGCGCCAACCCAACUGGCAAAACUAAACGAUGCGUUAGCGCACUUUGACGUAAAGGGCGAUCGGAAAGAUAUUCAGUCUGCCGCUUUAAGUAAAGUUGUACCUGAGACAAUCACAACUGCAUUUCAGAAGUGGCUUGUUUUCACAGAGCAAUACGCGGAUGCAAAGCGUACAACCCUGGUUCUGAGCAGCUAUAGCAAAGACAAGAAUAUGGAGAUUAGCCAAUCGCCAGAGGGAAAGGCCCGCUACUUCGAUAACCGUGACAGAGGCUUCAAUGUCCUGAUAUUCAGCUGGUCAUCCACAGACAGCACAGAGGCUGCCUCGAAUGAGUUUUCGAAGGAGAUCAAAGCCUUGUAUAGAUCGGGCAGUUUGACUUCAGAGUUACCCCGGACUCUGUUGAACAAUAUUGCCCCUGAUACGAAGGCUGAUGAGCUGUUUACAGAGAAUCAAGCGAAAGAACUGAAGCGAUUGGUCGGAGUUUGGGAUCCGACGUGUCUGUUCUGGAGGCCAUUAAUUUAG
Messenger RNA from Penicillium angulare, 1407 nucleotides. Its product is annotated as FAD-binding oxidoreductase. The transcript has 2 exons. The record is from RefSeq and is a predicted model, not a curated record. The coding region runs from base 1 to 1407 and encodes 468 amino acids. NCBI's taxonomy places the organism in Eukaryota, Fungi, Ascomycota, Eurotiomycetes, Eurotiales, Aspergillaceae. Gene Ontology annotation, molecular function: oxidoreductase activity; FAD binding.